Messenger RNA from Lactuca saligna, 885 nucleotides. NCBI's taxonomy places the organism in Eukaryota, Viridiplantae, Streptophyta, Magnoliopsida, Asterales, Asteraceae. The record is from the annotation of a GenBank genome assembly.
AUGCUUAUUUCAUCAUCAUCAUCAUCAUCAUCAUCAGCUAUGAGCCAUGAAGAUUUAGCAUCUCAACUUAGUGUCAAGGCCUCAUUUGUGAAUCUAAUAAGCUUCCAACAUCGCGCGCGUUGGUGUCUAUCCAAAUCCAGGGACUGUAUGGGAAUUUCACAACAUUCUCAUGGAACCAUCCUUUGCAGUGUUUGUAAACGUGACUGUUACGUUGCGUAUAUCAACUGUAGCUGCUAUUUACACCCCGUCUGCCUUCGCCAUGAGUUUAAGCCGCUUGAGUUGGCUUGUGGAACGACCUUUACACUCUCUGUAAGGGACGAAGUAUUGGAAAUGGAGAAAGUUUCGAGAAUGUUGGAAGAGGAUAAACAUAUUGUAAAUGAAGCUGAACUUCAAUUCAAAUACGCAAGUGACAAACUUUUGCUAUCUAAAUUGUAUCAAAUAACUGAAGACGAAUCAUACAUUCCAUAUUGCAAGAUUGAUUUUGUUCCUCAACCCCCAAGAGAAAAUUUACACGCGGAUAAUAAUACGAAAAGCGCGUGUCAUUACAGUGACAGCAGCGACUCUGACUCGGAGAUAUAUAGAUUCAAACGCCGGUCAUCUCUAAAGCCCAAACAGAGACCAAUGAAUUUUGCAUCUUCAAAAUCAGAACAUCAGGGGUUAAAGCGGUUGAAGAAGGCAGAGCCUGAAAGAUUGAAUGUGAUCUCCAUCAAGUACAAGAAAACGGGAGAUGAAGAAAGUAGUGUGAGUGUGGGUAAGCGGAGAGAUGAGAAAAGGGUGUUGGAGAGUUGUCCGAAGCGAAUCAAAUCAGUUUUAGGUUUUAUAUGGGGGGAGCAGAAUGCCGCUUCUAAUUGGGCUGGAUUUGCACUUCUUUUUAGCUACUGUUAG